Molecule: messenger RNA, 1257 nt
Organism: Seminavis robusta
Lineage: Eukaryota; Bacillariophyta; Bacillariophyceae; Naviculales; Naviculaceae
Source: the annotation of a GenBank genome assembly
CCACAUAGUAAUUCUGUUCUCCACUGUCUACUUCACACGAUGAAAGCUGAAGAACAUGGCAGCAGAAGAAUCACUCCAUGAAAGAUUGCUGGGGGAACCAAAACUGAACCAGACCAUAAAGCUGAAAGAUGGGCGUCAAUUGGGAUAUGCGGAAUAUGGCACAGCGGAUGGGCCCGCAAUCUUUUACUUUCACGGUGGCAAUGGAUCACGCUUGGAAGCGCAAUGGUUUGCUGAAGCCGCCGCCAAGCGUCAAAUCCGACUCAUCGCAGCUGACCGCCCCGGAUUUGGCCUCUCCUAUUUUCAGCAAGAUCGACAAUUGCGUGAUUGGGCAAAUGAUGUGCAAGAACUAGCGGCGGCCCUAAGCAUACAUGACAAAUUUAGCAUCUUUGGCCUCUCGGGUGGCGGCCCCUUUGUAGCGGCACUGGCCCACUUGAUCCCGGAACGUCUUCACCGUGCCGCCAUCAUUAGUGGCACAGCACCACCUGAUGCCAGUGAUCGUUUUCAAGGAAUGUGGUGUCCAGUUAAAAUGAUCUUUUGCUUGGCACGUCGUUUGCCAGCCAUGCAUCGAGUUGCCUUGCAGCAAAUGGGCAAGUUUUAUGCGGAUCCGGAACAAAUGCGGAAAACCAUGCUCAAGGGCAUGCCCAAACCCGAUGUCACCUUUCUAGAGCGAGUGCCCAUUGCAGUUGAUAUCUUCUCAGCAGAUGCAAGGGAAGCCCAUCGCCAGGGAAUUGAGGGUGAUGCCCAUGAAUGGCAACUCUAUGUAAAUGACUGGGGAUUUCAGAUGGAAGAUAUUUCCAUGGAGAUUGGGCUUUGGUAUGGUCGCUAUGAUGUGCAGGUGACUCCGGCAAUGGGACAAUACUUUGCUGAUACACUCCCGAAGUCAGUUUAUCAUUUGGUGGAUGAUGGCGGGCACUUCUCGACCAUCAACAAUCACAUUGACAGCAUCAUCGCAUAUCUAACUGAAUCAUAGAAAUUGUGUUCUUCCUGGCAUUGGUCGAAGCUUUGUUUCUGGAUGUCCUAUGGUUGGGCUGGGGUACCGUACGGUAGGUCCUGAAGUUGGACCAGGUAGUUUUACCUACCGAUGCAUGUAUCGAUAUAUAUAUCCAGGUAUUACCAUUGAAGAGGCGGAGAUCACAGGUAGGUCUGGCCGGUCAUGGGUUCUGGAGCCAGACCAGGUGUUGGUCCCAAGGUUGGUCUUGGAGCUAAAGGAGAACGGGCGAGGUGCUGGACCAAGAAGACUUUGGCCUUGAUGCGCUU